Molecule: messenger RNA, 4471 nt
Organism: Podarcis lilfordi (Lilford's wall lizard)
Lineage: Eukaryota; Metazoa; Chordata; Lepidosauria; Squamata; Lacertidae
Source: the annotation of a GenBank genome assembly
AUGGAUGAGCAAGACUCAGCUGGCCCUGGAACAGGAAGAGGCCAUGUCAUCCAAACUGGGAGCAGUGGGGGAUUCUGGGAAAACUCUAUGCAGAAGAUCCUGAGUGAGGAGGACACCCUCCGCUCAGAGGUGCAGAGCCAGCAGGUGAGGCAGUUCUGCUGCCAGGAGGCCAAAGGACCCCGAGAGGUUUGCAGCCGACUCUACCACCUUUGCCAUCUGUGGCUGAAGCCAGAAAGGCAUACGAAAGCUGAGAUGCUGGACCUGGUGAUUCUGGAGCAGUUCCUGGCUGUCCUUCCCCCAGAGAUGGAGAGCUGGGUGAGGGAGUGUGGAGCAGAGACCAGUUCUCAGGCGGUGGCCCUGGCAGAAGGUUUCCUCCUGAGUCAGGCAGAGGAGAGAAAGCAGGAACAGAGAAAGCAGGUGAGAGAGACUUUCCUCUGGAUACUCCCAAGGGGCUCCAAAGAGGACAGAGAACAUCCCAUAAUGCUCUACUGAUGGCCCAUCCUUUUUCUGGGAAGGCAUCCAUGGAAUGAGAUCUCUCACCCUUAAUGUUUUUGUCUUUGUCAUUCUCUUCCUGAUAUUUUUUGCCAUUCAUUCUCUCUUUUGAAUCCUUGUUUCUUUUUCAGGGAAAGGAUCUCUUUGCAGAAAUGGACCUGGAUUCCUGUGAGGCAGAGAGGCCUCCGUUGGAUACAGGAGAGAGGCCACUGGGUAAGGAGGAAGGAGUAUUUUUCUGUUGGUUUUUCAGCUAAUCUGUGGAUUCUUUUCAUCUUGGUUUCUUUUUUGGGGGGGGGCAGUGUUGAGAAUUCCAUUCCUCCCGUGCUGCAGAUGUGUGGGAUUGUUACAUGUCACAUGUCUACUUAUAUUCCAGCACUGAUUAUUGGGUCUUGUGAGCGGAAAGGGAGAUACGCUGUUUCCGCUCUGUAUUGCUUUUGCAGUCCUCUCUCCGAGGAAGAAAGACAGAGAGAGAAGCCAUGUUUUUCUUUGUUCUGUUAGGUUUGUUUAGGCUUAGAUGUUCCUCCUCACGGCUAAGCUUCUGUUUGAACUCUGCUAGUCGUGUGCUCAUGUCCCUGGAGUUGGGCCACAUCUGCGUGACGGCAGACCAGAGUGAUGGGUCCGGGGCAACGCUACAUUGGGAUCAAGGGUCCAGAGGAAGGGAGAUGUAUUUUUGCCCAACUAACUUAUGAAAUGGGCACAAAUGUCCAAAUGCUCUCAGCAGGUGAGGCUUUCUCAAAGGCCCAUCUGCAGUUAGAGAUGCCCUGUUUCACCUGUGAGAGAAGCAGGCACUCCUGGCGUCCUGCUUACCUUUUUUCUUUUGCAGGUGACAGAAUGAUGCCGGCAAGACCUCCUUAUCCAUCUUUUCAUGGGGGCAGAAGGGAAGCAGCGGCUGUGGAACCAGAUCAGGUCAGGGGAAGCUGCCUUGUGGCGACAGAGACCGAGGGAUGGAGCAAUGUCAUGGACUGGUUGGGCACAGAGGAAUGGUGGGAGGAAGCAGCCGGGGAACCAGGAGGGGAAGAAAUCUUAGAACCCAAGGAGUGGAAGUGGAGGAAGGAUGAGUGGUCAGUGGGAGAAGAGGGAGAAGCCUGGGAAGAGGAGGUGUCAGAAGCUGAACGAGAAACAGGGCUUAGUGAGCUGGGAGACUCUGUGGCAGAAUGCAGUCUAGAAUCAGAGGCAGAAGAGGAAGGAGGCAAGUGGGAGGAGGGAGGUCGAGAGGCAGAGGUGAGUCAGGAGAAGGAGGAGCCACCGGGGGCUCCCUUUCCUUCUGCCAAAAGCCACCCUCCCUGCUUGUCUCUCAGAGCCAGGAGACGUCUGACAAUGGAGGAGGAAAGGCAGGCUGCACACUGGCGCACUGUUCGAUCAUUUGCCAGAAACCCGAGAGAGGAGGGGACUUAGAAAGCUGUGGGGAGUCGGGGGUCUUCACUCUCUGCAACUGCUUUUGUGGAGGAAGAUGCUCAUGGAAUGAGCUGCUGUUCUCAGUAGGCCUGAAACUCAGCCAAGCCUGUGAAUAUCAUAUUCUUGCUAAGAGUAAACUCCAGCUGUGAACUGUGGGAUUUCCUGACCAUAUGUCUCCAUGACACCAGCCUUCUGAAUGUUGCCAGCAGGAUUCAUCUGUAGUUGCAGUUUUCCUGGAAUCCUAGGGUUGAAAGGGACCGCAAGGGUCAUCAAGUCCAACCCCCUGCAUUGCUAGAUCAUCCAAAACAGAUGGCCAUCCAAAUUAGGCUUCUUUUAUUUCUAUAUUCAUCACUGAAUGCUAAAAUAGGUUCCUAAGCAGUGGACAGACAAUAACAAAUAGUGUCCAGGAUUCUCCUAGCUAGCCCCAUCCGCUGCAAAAUGGGGCCUGCCCCCCACUCCUCCCCCUCUCCAUGCCCCCAUGAACCCCUUGAAUUUGGCUCUGGGGCAUUGGGAGGGAACCUCCCCAGAACAACUCAUGAGGAGAGGAGAAAGUGGAUCCUUCCAUCGGGGAAACUGGAAUUCUUGCAUAAGCAGAAUGACUUGAAAAACACAAUGUGGAGCACAAAGACAAAUACCCAUAGUUAAAUACCCAUACACAACUGAGAUUUCUGUAGCAGAUCAUAUUUCUGCUGUCUCAGAGGAGGACAUUUCCCUUUUUCUUUUAGGUUCCAGUGUGCUUUGAAGAUAUUGCUGUUCGUUUCACGGACGAGGAAUGGGUGUUGCUGGAUCCUGACCAGAGAGCUCUGCAUAAAGAUGUCAUGGAGGAGAAUCUUGGGAUCGUGGCCUCUCUUAGUAAGGCUCCUUGUGGGAUCGUAAUAUCUGUAUUGAAAUUCAAAACUUAUCUCUCUGAGAUGAACCUAAUAUAUUUUCACAGAGCUCAAUAUCUUCCCCUACAACACAUGAGAUUACAACAUCCCCCAAUAAACAUCGAAGAGUAAAUUACUCUUUUUCCUAUGAAUGUUCUUCUUCCAGUUGCAGCUUCUUAAACAAUUACCAGGUAAAAUGCCAUGUAAAAUUGCCAUGUAAAAUGUCAGCUUCAGAGUUGUUAGGAAAGAUAAGUAGCUUCUGUCAGGUUUUGUUUUUGCUCCUGUAAGUUUUUGGUUGACCAAAGAGACGACUGACUUUGGAGAUGGAGGGGAUGCCAUGACUGGACCAAGCAAAAUCCAUCCCAGAGAAGAGCCAGGCUUAUCAAAUUUCACAUUCCCAUAAGUGUGUUAGAUAAUGGCAGACAACAAAGGCUGACCUCACAUCCAACUCCCUUCAGUUCUUCCAUCACAAGCUUUAAUUAGCAUCAUUACAUAAUUGGGGGCUCUAUUUGUUCCUGAGGCUCCAAUCCCUUUUUUUCUCCAUUACAGAUUGUGCUGAAUUGGAAAUCAAGAACAAAGGUGACCACAACAAAAUCCCCAGAAAGGAGAAGCCACAUAAAAAUUUGGAGUGUGAAGAGAGCUGUAGUCAGAGCUCCCAGCUCACUUCCCAUGAAAGAACUCAUACAGGGGAGAAACCUUAUCAGUGUGGAAAAUGCAGCCAGGGCUUUAGUAGAAGCACAGAUCUACAUUCACACCAGAAAAUUUACAGUGGGGAGAAACGAUUUAAAUGUGAAGAGUGUGGAAAGAGCUUCUAUCGCAGAUCCUCUCUCACUUCCCAUCAAAUAACUCACACAGGGGAGAAACCUUAUGAGUGUGGAGAAUGCAGGAAGGGCUUUGCUAGAAACACAGAUUUACGUUUACAUCAGAGAAUUCACAGUGGGGAGAAACCAUAUCAGUGUGUGGAAUGUGGAAAGAGCUUCAGUACCAGCUCCUAUCUCACUUCCCAUCAGAGAAUUCACAGCGGGGCAAAACCAUAUCAGUGCGUGGAAUGUGGAAAGAGUUUCACCUGGAAGAACACUCUCACUAUCCAUCAAAUAAUUCAUACAGGGGAGGAACCCUAUCACUGCUUGGAAUGUGGAAAGAGCUUCAGUAAGAGUUCCUCUUUCACUUCACAUCAAAGAAUCCAUACAGGAGAGAAACCUUAUCAGUGUGUGGAAUGUGGGAAGAGCUUCAAUAAGAAGGACACUCUCACAUCCCAUCAAAGAAUUCAUACAGGGGAGAAACCCUAUCAGUGUGUGGAAUGUGGAAAAAGCUUCAAUACAAGCUCUUCUCUCACAUCCCAUCAGAAAAUUCAUACAGGGGAAAAACCCCAUCAGUGUUUGGCAUGUGGAAAGAGCUUUGGUCACAGGAGCUCUCUCACUUCCCAUCAAAGAGUUCAUACGGGGGUGAAACCCUAUCAGUGUGUGGAGUGUGGAAAAAGCUUCAGCACGAGCUCCUCUCUCACUUCCCAUCACUUAAUUCAUACAGAGCAGAAGCCAUAUCAGUGCUUGGAUUGUGGAAAGACCUUCAGUCAAAAGGGCAAUCUCACUUCCCAUCAAAGAAUUCACACAGGGGAGAAACCAUAUCAUUGUGUGGAAUGUGGAAAGAGCUUCAGCUGGAAGCAAAAUCUCACUUCCCAUCAAAGAACUCAUAUAGGGGAGAAUCUGAGAAUCCUUUAA